Molecule: messenger RNA, 1399 nt
Organism: Pelobates fuscus (common spadefoot toad)
Lineage: Eukaryota; Metazoa; Chordata; Amphibia; Anura; Pelobatidae
Gene: AMBP
Product: alpha-1-microglobulin/bikunin precursor
Exons: 10
Coding region: 79-1116 (345 amino acids)
Molecular function (GO): serine-type endopeptidase inhibitor activity
Source: RefSeq, a predicted model, not a curated record
CACAUGUAGCCAUUUCCAGAGAUCAUCGGGCAGAGUGACAAGAACGGUUUAUCACAGCGACACACACAGAGGGACACAAUGCAGUGGGCAAUUAUCCUUCUCUCUGCUCUGCUGGGACUCGGGGCUUGUAACCCUGUCCAACCCGAAGAAACAAUCCCCGUCAAAGAGAACUUUGAGCUCCAAAAGAUCUAUGGAAAAUGGUACGAUAUCGCCAUUGCUUCUACAUCCUCUUGGUUACAGAAGUACAAGGAUAAAUACUACAUGGGAACUCUGAUAUUGAGUGAGGGAGAUACAGACGAAGGUGUCCAGACCGUGAGCACUCAUAUGCGACGCGGCACAUGUACCCAGCAAACUGGCGUAUAUAAGAAGACGGACAGACCGGGCAAAUUUAACUAUGAAAUUCCAUCAAAGGGCUGGCACUUCGAGAAUUACGUUGUAUUUACCAACUAUGAUGAAUAUGCGAUUAUACUCACAAUGAAGACAAAGAGCAGCGAAACCAAAAAGACGGUCAAGCUUUACGGACGCACCCCAGAAGUACGGCAAAGUCUGAUUGAGGAGUUCCGGCAGUUUGCUGGGGAGCAAGGGAUUCCGGAGGAUUCAAUCUUCACUGUAAUCAAUAACGGCGAAUGCACCCCAGGGGAUUUGGAGGUGACUCCCAGAAGAGCUAGACGAGAUAUUCUGCCUCAAGGAAUCUUGCCUCAAGAAGAGGAGGGUUCUGGGGACAAUACCCCCAUAAUAAAAAACAAUGGAGACUCCUGCCGGCUGGCCGUAGAGAGGGGACCCUGUCUAGGGUCACAUUUGAACUAUUUCUACAAUUCUUCCUCUAUGGCCUGUGAAAUGUUUACAUAUGGAGGUUGCCUUGGCAACAGCAACAACUUUGGCUCGGAGAAAGAAUGUCUUCAGCGAUGCAGGACGGAAGCCGCCUGCCGUUUGCCGAUAGUCACCGGCUCAUGCAAGCAGUCACAGACACUUUGGGCCUUUGAUGCCGCACAGGGUAAAUGCAUUACUUUCACAUACGGUGGCUGCCGUGGCAACGGGAACAAGUUUUAUACUGAAAAGGAAUGCAAGGAGUACUGUGGAGUAACAGGAAAUGGCGAUGACGACAUUUUGAGUUAAUGUAAAACGAGACACAUACAGCUGGAGAGUGCCGUGGCUUAGACCAGCAUCGUGGAUCAUUGUGCCAGGACACCGAACAAGUUAUAAUCCGGUUUAACUGUUUGCAAACUAUACCACAUCACCUGUGUAAUAGCAAGCGUCUUAAAAUGCUCUGAAACUCAAAGUGUUAAAUAGACAGGUUAAUCUUAGCAGGGUGUGGGGUGACAUUGUGGGGUAUUAGAGAAGAAUGGGUCACAGUCAGUUAGCACAAAAUGCUUUGCAAUAAAACUAUACUUCAGUCAUG